Arachis ipaensis is the source of this 1635-nucleotide messenger RNA. It is a transcript of the gene HEI10, whose product is annotated as RING/U-box superfamily protein. Lineage: Eukaryota; Viridiplantae; Streptophyta; Magnoliopsida; Fabales; Fabaceae. Gene Ontology annotation, biological process: chiasma assembly. The record is from RefSeq and is a predicted model, not a curated record.
CUUAAAAAAAUAACUAUAGUUAUCAACCAGAUUCUUUAAAUAUUUGUGCAAAGGAUUAGUAAGAAUGGACGAGAAAGAGUAUAUCACUUCUCUUCUUCCUUUCUUGUGUGGGAGUUGGAUACAUUAUUCGUUCAUUCUAAAUAUUUUCUAACGCAAUUACGAGCUUUAUAAUAAAUAAAUAUAAAUAAAACAAAAAGAAAAAUAAAAUACCGGCUUAAUCAGUUAAUUGGCUAUGUUUCGUAUUUUCUUUCAUAAUUUCGCUUACAAUUUGCGGCCUACGGAUUCAAACCGUCUCUUUUCGGAUACACACACUCCCAUAAAGGAACCUUUGGCGCCAAAAUUCAAUAUCAAAUUCCACAUUUCUCUCUGUUCCUCCAACUCUUUUAUCUGCAUUCUGAUCGCUAUACGAUUUCAGGUUCCGUCAGGUACACGAGGAACGAGAUAGUGAUAACUGAGUUUCGGUAAAAUUGUCCGGCCGUUGAUCAUAAAUAAAAUAAUUUCACGAUUACAUGUGAGGUGUAUUUGCCAUUAGACAUGUGAAGCCUGUAUUUGAAAGCUGAAAUGAGAUGCAAUGCAUGCUGGCGAGAAAUAGAAGGACGAGCGGUUUCCACUACAUGUGGUCAUCUGUUGUGUACGGAUGAUGCCAAUAAGAUAUUGAGUAACGAUGGAGCAUGCCCCAUCUGUGAUCAAGUGCUUUCAAAGAGCCUCAUGAAGCCUGUAGAUAUCAAUCCCAACGACGAAUGGAUAAAUAUGGCCAUGGCUGGAAUAUCUCCACAGAUAUUGAUGAAGAGUGCAUACAGAAGUGUGAUGUUCUACAUUGGCCAAAAAGAACUGGAGAUGCAAUUUAAGAUGAACCGGAUUGUUGCUCAAUGCCGGCAGAAAUGUGAAAUGAUGCAAGAGAAGUUUACAGAAAAAUUAGAGCAGGUUCAUACGGCUUACCAAAAAAUGACCAAGAGAUGCCAGAUGAUGCAGCAGGAAAUCGAGGUCUUAACCAAGGACAAUCAAGAACUCCAGGAAAAAUUUGCUGAAAAAUCCAGGCAGAAGAGAAAAUUAGAUGAAAUGUAUGACCAACUAAGGAGUGAGUUUGAGUCAGUGAAGCGGUCUGCCAUACAGCCUGCAAGCAACUAUUAUAACAGAAAGGAUAAUGAUUUGUUCUCUAAUCCACCUAACAUUAUGGAUGAGAGACAAACUGGCAGAAAAGGUCUGGUAUUCACUCCUGACACUCCAGGGCCAAAAGAGGAUGUGUGGCCUGCAAGACAGAAUAGCAAUAACUCUGGUGGCCGCUUUGAUAUCUCUAUUGGCUCACCAGCUAAACAAGCAGUCAGUCCAGGGAAUGCAGGGAACAGAAAGGUUGGUGCUCACUCAGUUUUUGGAGCUGGUGGCACAAGCAACCCUUCAAUGAAUCUGAGGAACUUGAUACUUUCUCCAAUAAAGCGGCCUCAGCUCUCACGUAACCGGCCCCAAUUAUUCACGUUAUAACCUCAGACGAUGCUCAACCAUCUAAGACUCAAGUUAAGCUGUCUCUUCCGGGUUGUUUCUGGCUUUAGCUUUUUUUCCCUUCCUUUAUGGCGAAACAAAAAGGCGAAAGUAACUCUGUUGUCCUUCUUUUAAUGAAUUCCUAGUUUUCUUUGGAUA